UGGCUUCGAUGAAUAAGUCAAUCUGAACCUUAUGGACUGCAAGCUGCCAUAGUUAAAAAUACUGGAGUCACAGUAGACGUUUUCAAGAGGUGCUAUCGUCUGCUGUCUCCCCUGUGCCUCGCCUUCGAGAUACGCAACUUUAAAAAUAAUUUUAAGUAGAUGCUGCCGUUUGACUGUUGAAGUUAGAACUACUUCUGCCUGUCAUGGAUAAACGGUCUUUCCGCCCGAGCUAGAUUUAUUCGUGUGGCGCCAAGUUUCCAAUUUUGUUUGUGUUUUCGUGUCUGUCAGGUUUGUUGUUCUGCAAGCGUGAGGAGCCUGUCGAGUAGAGUCGACGCCCCUUUACACACUCACACUUGUGUGUGCAUUGGAUCAGCCAUCAUGCAGACGAUCAAGUGUGUUGUGGUGGGAGACGGAGCCGUGGGUAAAACAUGCCUCCUCAUCUCAUACACAACUAACAAGUUUCCCUCAGAGUAUGUCCCCACAGUUUUUGAUAACUAUGCUGUGACAGUUAUGAUUGGUGGAGAACCUUACACUUUAGGGCUUUUUGAUACUGCUGGUCAGGAAGAUUACGAUAGGCUGAGGCCUCUCAGUUAUCCACAGACAGAUGUAUUUCUUGUAUGUUUCUCUGUAGUUUCACCUUCAUCUUUUGAAAAUGUUAAAGAAAAGUGGGUUCCAGAAAUUACUCAUCACUGUCAAAAAACACCAUUUUUGCUAGUUGGUACCCAGAUAGAUUUGAGAGAUGAUGUUGCCACAACAGAAAAACUGGCAAAAAACAAGCAAAAGCCCAUUUCUUUCGAACAGGGUGAAAAAUUGGCAAAAGAAUUAAAGGCUGUGAAAUACGUUGAGUGUUCAGCACUAACUCAGAAAGGGUUGAAGAAUGUCUUUGAUGAAGCAAUUCUUGCUGCUUUGGAGCCUCCAGAACUUGAAAAAAAGAGAAAGUGUGUGUUAUUGUAGGCUGGUAACUUUUGGUGACUGUACCAAUGGGCCAUGCUCACUUUGAGGUUAAUGCCUACUUUGUCAUCCAUCCCCAAUUCCCAUCCCCCCUUAUUCCCCCGCAUCAAAAUAAUUUUGUAUUUUAUUAUUAGUAGAUGUCGUAUUUUGGGUCAACCAAUUAAAUUUAACCCUUUGCAAAAGUAUUGUGGGCAUUGGAGACCACAAAAUCUCCAUAAUCUAAUCAGAUCUACAUAACUUGCAAUUUAUGCAAAGCAGUACGUUGGUAUUUAUAGAGGAAUGUUGAAGGAGGGAUACAUUUUUGUACACUUUUUAAUACUAAAUCGCCACAAAUUUUGUUUCUGAGAAUUAUUAUGUAUUGUGAGACAGUCUCUCAACCUUUGUUUAACUAACAAUUUGAAAUGAAGAUGAGCAUUAUAUAUUUUAUGUUCUGCUGUCCAAAUUUUCUAAAAUUUUUGUAUGUUUAAUAUCCUUGUCCCUCCUUGCCGCCUCUGUUCCGUUAUUUCCAGCAUCCUUAAAGGGAGCGCUGAGCACAAACAGCAAUGUGACUGCUUGACUGACUGAGAUGAUUUUUUUCGUUUCACUUAUGUCAAGGUUCCUUUCAAGAUGUGACUGUGAAUAGGAAUUCGUUAAAACUGAAGGCUAUUUAUUUUUUAAAUAAGACUAAAAGAAAAAAAAAGAAUCUGGAUCCUACGAGGAGGAAUUUUUCUGCAUUUCAAUUUGUUACGUGAUUCAAAAAGCUUCCUUUUCUGCCAUCUUAGUGUAUUCUGUUAAAGACUUUUUGGUUGGCCAGCGAGAUUGUUGACUGAAAGUCUUGUAUACCAAGGUUUGAACUCGACUAUCUCGCUGUGCCCUUUUUUAAUGGGCUGAGUGGUGUGUAAUUUGAUGCUAGUUGGCUUACAGAGCCUUGUGGCAAAUUUAUUGUAUUUGAAUGUAGUAAUUAUUUAAUGACAGAUAUGGUAGUUAUUAACAAUUAAGUUUUGGAAUGCAGGGAUUGGCUAUUUUUCCAUUACUAGCAAAUGAUGAUUGAGGCCUCUCUUUUGGUAGUGCCACUGAGGGGUUUGAUUUGGAUUGGAGCUGGUGUGUCUGAAUGUUGCCAUAUUUAGUUGUGGAAA
Molecule: messenger RNA, 2066 nt
Organism: Thrips palmi
Lineage: Eukaryota; Metazoa; Arthropoda; Insecta; Thysanoptera; Thripidae
Gene: Cdc42
Product: cdc42 homolog
Exons: 6
Coding region: 379-954 (191 amino acids)
Biological process (GO): small GTPase-mediated signal transduction
Molecular function (GO): GTP binding; GTPase activity
Source: RefSeq, a predicted model, not a curated record